This is a messenger RNA of Stegastes partitus (bicolor damselfish), 1944 nucleotides long. RefSeq names its product URI1 prefoldin like chaperone (gene uri1). Gene Ontology annotation, molecular function: chromatin binding; transcription corepressor activity; phosphatase inhibitor activity. Gene Ontology annotation, biological process: negative regulation of phosphatase activity; negative regulation of transcription by RNA polymerase II. The coding region runs from base 314 to 1798 and encodes 494 amino acids. The transcript is spliced from 11 exons. The record is from RefSeq and is a predicted model, not a curated record. NCBI's taxonomy places the organism in Eukaryota, Metazoa, Chordata, Actinopteri, Pomacentridae.
CCGAGGUCCACGGCGCAGCGAGAGUGACGAGGAAAUAUCUGCUAAUCUCUGGAUAUUACCACCGCGGAUAUUUUUGGAAAAUCAUGCAGAAGCCGUGAAAUGAGCGAGUGAGAUGCUUUUACUUCCGAGAGCGAGGAUAAGCACCGCUGGCCCUUUGAUGAGCACGAGCAGCGCGGCUCCGAGGGGAAGCUGCUGCUGCUGCCUUCAUAAACACUUCUUUAGGACUCACUACAACCCCUGAGCUUUUGUUUUGGGCUCACUCGCCACCGAACAGCGCCGAACAGAACCCCCGCUGUGCUCGUGGCGUGGACGGAUGGCUGAUAAAGGUAAAGCGGACGUGGAGCGGGUCGGCGGAGCGGUCCGGCUCCGGCAGGAACACCAGAAGGUGGUGAGAGACUGUGAGAGUCGGAUCCAGCACUGGAAGAAGGUGUCAGGUGACUACGAAGCUCUGAGUGACCGCCUCCAGACUCUACCUGAUCAGCUGUCCUAUGACAUCAUGGUGCCGUUCGGCCCGUUGGCCUUCAUGCCCGGGAAGCUGGUGCACACCAACGAGGUCACGGUGCUGCUGGGCGACAACUGGUUCGCUAAGUGCUCCGCCAAGCAGGCCCAGAAGAUCGUCGAUCACAGGAUGAAAUAUGUGAAGAACGAAUUAGACGAUCUGUCCAAGACGAUGAAGAACUUUGAAACCAGAGUCGGGUUUGCGAAGGAUUUGGAAACCAUCUCCGCCAGUAAAGGCGACUAUGUUGACAUCAGAGAGGAGGUCGGAAACAGCGACGCUGCUGUCGCCAAAGGAAAGCAGAGAAUCGCUCACAAACCAAACUCCAAGCCCAAGCUGGAUGUGGUGUGGGACCUGAAAGAGGAGGACGAGGAGAACGAAGAAGAGGGACAGAGCAGAAAAGACGUGAUGACUGAGGAGGAGCUGUGGGCUCGGCUGGAUGAGCUUGAGAAGCUGGAGGAGCUCCAAGACGAGCAGGACAGACUCUCUGAUAACGCCGACAUGAACGGCGAGGACACGUCGUCGUCUUCCUCAGAGGAGGAGAAGGAGGCCGAGGCGGCUCCUCCAGUCAACGGCCUGAGUCUGAAGCCCGGCUGGAGCUCGGUGCCUCACUGCAAAGCACCGCUCAGCAUGGACGGGAAGAAAGAGCAGGACGACGAGGAAGAGGAGGAUAAUUGUUUGCCCACCAUCUUCUUCUCUCACACAGUCGAACUGAAGAAGGUGAGGAUAAACACAGGAAAAAACACCAUGCUGAAGUUCAGCGAGAGGAAGGAGCAGAAGGAGCACUCGAAGAGGAAAAAGAAGAACGGCCACAAUAACGGACACUCGCAUCACGAACUCCACAAGAUCACAACACCAGCAGACAUUUACAGGUUGUUCGUGGACGUGAAGAACGGAGAACCCAUCCCCAGGAAGUCCAUCCUGAAGUCACGCAGUCGAGAGAACAGCGUGUGCAGCGACACCAGCGAGAGCAGCGCGGCGGACUUCGACGAGCGCAGGAUGGUCUGUCGCAGCUUCAGCCACGACGAGGCGACGCACAGCGACACCAGCGACGGCAUCACGGAGGAGGACAGCCCCACGGCGGUGCCGCUGCAGCUGCCCAGCAGGUUUGAGGCCUUUUCAGGGACGGUGGUAGAAAAGGACCCGAUGCCUACAGCUGUGCCCCACCUGACCAUCGCUCCACCAGCUCUGCCAACCAUCCUGGAGAGGAAGCAGGAGGAGGUGGCGCCCGACGUCUCGCCGCCCCAGCAGGCCCCGAAAAGGGUGUCCAAGUUCAAAGCUGCCAGGCUGCAGCAGAAGUGACUGUUACCCAGCAGAUAUCCUUCUCUUCUCCAGCCUGCCUUUGUUUUCUACAACUGAUGAACUGAGCGACACGAAGCAAACCUCUCUCUCUCUCUCUCUCUCUCUCUCUCUAUCUGUCUCUCUCUCUCGCCCUCUCUCUCUCUCUC